CGAAGCGUCUGUUUCUAACAAUCGCAGUGGCUUGUUUAACAUCACGGUAUCAAAUAUUUUCUUUGAUUGGAAAACACGCAGCGUUUGAUAAUAGUGAUUUAGCGGAGGCUCAUCGUUUUACUUUGCCUAGUUACCGAAUAUCAACGCUUGAUUUUAAUCUAAGAACAUUUCUAGGAUUAUUAACUUCUUGGUGAAAUUAAUGUGAAUUUUUUUUAUCUAAUUUUCAGAGAGAAGGAAUGUUUUUAUACGAAAUAUAUAUACUAAUAUAAGCUACAUAGAAUGCAUAGCCGAACGUGUUUCACGCAAUCGCCGGCGGUCAUGGCAACGACAUGUGUGGGAAUAAAAGAGAGAAAAUAUCGGACAGUGCCAAAUAGUUCUUAAUAAAAGAUGACAAACUCAGAAUAAUCUGUUGUCAACGGAAUUAAAUAAUUUGUUCUAUUGGAUUUUUCACUGUCCUGUGUAUAAGAUAUUUUGUUAACAGGACAAUAACUAUUGUUUUCUCCGCGGGAAAAAGACAUCACAGCAUCCGAUAUAUAAAUAUCGGCCCGAGGCGCGCAUUAAUCUUUAGCGGAAAAACGAGUCAAUAUUAUUGGAUUGAACUUAAAAGAUUUAUUCGAAAGUAAGGAGAAAGGUAAAAACAUCAAAACGCAUCAUUUAAUAUUAUGGAUAUCAAAAUAGAAGUAAUUGAUAUUUAAAUAUUUAAUGUUUGUUUAUAAUAGAUAGUGCAAUUAUACAUUAUAAACUGUGAUCAUUUCAAGAAUUACGUGAAAAUGGCAGAAAAUUCGACUUAUCUAGCAGGAACUAAAAUGAAUUCAACACCUGGAUUCUUUUCUUAUGAAGAUUCGACUGUGGGGAUAAACAUGUCGAUAAAUGGUACAUUCGAUGAAAACGAGAUCACACCAGUGAAAUUUAAAUCACCACCUUUGAAGGUGGAAGAUAUCAUAACAUUACCUCUUUAUUCCCUGAUUUUUAUUCUCUCUGUUAUGGGAAAUUUACUAGUGAUUAUAACAUUGAUACAGAAUAAGCGAAUGCGGACCGUAACAAACGUGUUUCUUCUCAACUUGUCUCUUAGUGACUUGCUGUUGGCCGUAUUCUGUAUGCCGUUUACUAUCAUACCUAUCAUGCUGAAGAACUUCGUAUUUGGGGCGACGAUGUGUGUAUUGAUUCGGUACAUGCAGACUAUAUCUGUGACCGUCAGUUGCUUUACCUUGGUUGCAAUCUCUAUGGAGCGCUAUUUUGCAAUAUGCCGGCCCUUUAGCUCAAGAAAAUGGCAGACAUUGAGUCAUUCUUACAGAACAAUAGCCGUAUGCUGGAUUGCGGCCUUUUUCGUCGGCAUUCCCACUGCCGUAUACAAUAAAUACACCUUGCUACCUAGGGGAAAUGCCAUAUGUCGGGAGGUGUGGCCAAAUCCGCUAUGGCACAAAAUAUACACUAUUUUUCUGGACAUUAUUCUUCUUGUGUUGCCAGUUCUAAUAAUGGCACUGUCCUACGGUAAAAUAUCCUAUACAUUAUGGAGUGGAAUGCAAAUGGACAAACAGGAAAUGGAAUCCCAGAAUGGCAACAGUGCAAUCUUUAAACUGGAUAGCGUGCGUAAAAACGAUAUAACCGUUAAAGACGGAUUCGGCCGUACAAUAGGUCCGAGCGACUUGGAAGAUGUACGUAAACCUAUGAAGGCAUCAAACAAGGCGCGCUUUGCCACUCGUACUGGCAUCAGACAGAUCAACAACGAGAGGAGCAGGGCAGCAAAGAAGAGAGUUAUAAAAAUGCUAUUUGCUGUAGUUUUAGAAUUUUUUGUGUGCUGGACGCCUUUAUUCAUUUUACAAACUUGGAUUACUAUAGACAUAGGUCAUGCGUUGGAAAAUUUAUCACAGUUUAUUUUAACAGCAACAUUUCUCUUAGGAUACAUUUCGUCUUGUUGCAAUCCAAUUACGUACUGUUUCAUGAAUAAGAAUUUUCGAAAUGGAUUUAAGUCGGCCUUCCGUUGUUGUCACUUUAGAGACGGAGUACGGGCAAGAAAUGAAAUGCCUUCGUAUAUCCAACAUACUGGAGUAAGUAAUGUGUUAACGUACGAUAAGGUGAACACUAAAGACGAAUCGGAUGAAUUAUGAAGAGAUGUUUUUUUUUUCGGCAUUCUUUUCCAAAGUCUCAAUUAAUUUGAAUCAUGUAAAAACGUUGACAAAAAUUAAAUGUGUUUCCAACAAGGUCAAACUAAAAUUUCUCCGUUUAGUGAAAUAAUGGAAUUGUUAUUCCAGGAAGUUUAUCGUGAUGAAACAAUUUUAUUAUGCAACACAUGAUAAAUACCAAAUUUGUCUUUAAUUGGAUUUUCUUUCAGCGGAACGAAAUAUGUUGCUAGCUUUCAAACAUGCACAGAUAUUUACAUUAUACAUAUUUAGCAAGGCUGAAAAAUGUUACGCAAUAUAAGUCUUUUAACAAAUACAAAUGCUGAAAUUCAGGUGGUGAUGAAAACAGAGUUGGCACCAAAUAUAACAAUAGAGCUUAGAAACUCAGUAUCUGCUUCAUAUAAAAUGCCAUGACGCAUAUCGAAUUGUCUUUUUUAAAAGUUAUUAUACAAUCUAAACAAAAUUCUUUUGGAAGAAAUAAAAUUUGCGACCUCCUUUAAACAGUUUCAAAUUAUUUGAAAAGCCUUUUGCAUUAAGUUGAGGCAUGUUACGUUUAUAAUGCGCAAACGCCAUUCUAGACAAAUACUGAAAACACGAACGUCAAAGGUUCAAGCUUUAGAUUGUUUAGAGAAAUCAAGUGGCAAAAGAAAGUAUUCAUUGAGAAUUCCAUAUCGUUUUAAUUCCUUAAAUGAUUUUUUAAAUAAGAAACCAACAAGCAAACUGGUUACGGCAAAGAUUGUACAAGUUGUCUAGUAUAUCUUGCCAGAUUAUCCGAAAUUUGUAUAACUUUUUGUUAGGUAUAUUAAACGACUUAAAGAGCAUAUCUGUCAGCACUGUUAGUUCAAAACAAUGGUGUAUGGAAGAUAAAAGGUCCAAUGGACAAUUUAUGAUGCUCGCACGAUAUUGCGUACUGUUUUAAUGGCUCUGUAACUAGCUUAGCCUAAAUUUGUUAUGCGUUUAUGAGACGAUAUUUAGAACGAAUGUUUUAGCGCAGUCUCUAUGGUCAAUGCACUACAAUGAAAUCUAAUUUCAAAAGAUAUUUCUUGAUACUGAUUGUCUCUUGUGAAUGUGUUGGAAAUAUGUAUGUUUACAGUCCAUAAACCCGGUGACAAGUUAAAAACUUUUAAGAACUUCAGCGAAUAUGACAAAACAGGUUGCGUAGUUGAGAUGCGUUCGAAAAAAAUAAUUGACAAGUGUGUGAUCUAUUUAUAAUGUAAUUGUAAUGUACAUAAUCGCAAAUAAUUGAUUAAGAUAAGUAUUGCUUAGCUUUGUAAAUCAGCAAAUGUUUAACACGACAAAACGUCUGAAAAAGUAUUCAUUUUGGAAUUUAAUUCAUUUAUAAGCUUAAAGAUAUACAAACAUGAACAAUUCCGUCAUAUAGUUUAUGUAAACAUAAAAUUAAUAGGUUUAUGUGCAUUAACAGUACUAUGAAUUUGGUUUAAAAUAGUACACACUGCAUUGCAUACCUGUAUAGAUAAACAUAGUAUUUUGUACUACCAUUAAAACACUGGCUGUUUUUAUAACAAUCAUCUGUUACUGCAUGACAUUUAGUUCUGAGUGUAGCUCUUUAUGCAAACUUACUUUAAAUAUUUAGUACACUUAAAUACAUUUGAUGAGGAUCUUAUACAUUUUGCGUUAAUAUCGAAUUUCAAAGAUAAAAUAUUUUAUUGAAAGUCGGCAGUUGCAUGAUUUUAAUGUACUUGUACUUGCAGACGGACGAUAUGUAAAAUGAAUAAAUAGCGAAAAGAAGAUAGUUUUACAUGUAAUGUGUAUAGUCUUUUUACAGAUUUAAUUAUCAAAAUUGUGUAUUUCAUACAUAAAAGUUACAAUAAAAUGCCCAAAUACUGUAACAAAUCGAAUUCUGAUUAGGUAAAGAAUAAUUUACGUUAAUUUUAAAUUAGGGAAAUGAAUUUAUAUAUUUCGUCAUUAGAGCACUUCUUUAUUUUAUAAAAUGCAGCAAGUUAUUUGUGUAAAGCAAAGUUAUUAUAUAUUUGUGCUUUAAGUAAAACUAAAGGCUUGAAUUUAUAUUAAAGUGAAAUCUCUA
Messenger RNA from Mercenaria mercenaria, 4164 nucleotides. RefSeq names its product cholecystokinin receptor type A-like. Gene Ontology annotation, molecular function: gastrin receptor activity; neuropeptide receptor activity. The coding region runs from base 771 to 2108 and encodes 445 amino acids. Gene Ontology annotation, cellular component: membrane. The record is from RefSeq and is a predicted model, not a curated record. Gene Ontology annotation, biological process: neuropeptide signaling pathway. The transcript is spliced from 4 exons. NCBI's taxonomy places the organism in Eukaryota, Metazoa, Mollusca, Bivalvia, Venerida, Veneridae.